Molecule: messenger RNA, 1602 nt
Organism: Xenopus laevis (African clawed frog)
Lineage: Eukaryota; Metazoa; Chordata; Amphibia; Anura; Pipidae
Product: putative pregnancy-specific beta-1-glycoprotein 7
Exons: 5
Coding region: 670-1383 (237 amino acids)
Source: RefSeq, a predicted model, not a curated record
GGGGGAGGGGCCGUGAUGCCUGGGGCGUGGCUAUCUGCGCAGUGAUCUGCGCUUGGCCGGGGGAGAAGUUCCACAGGAACCAAAGGGAAGGCGAGUUGAUACACUUAUAGCUUUCACUCAGACGCGUUUGUACUGGGUUUGUCCCUAAUAAGACACACUAGUUCGUUACACACGGACGCGUUAUGUUUCGCUUACAGACAAGAAUGAAGGACUCCCGGAACCAGAGGAUUGGGAUAAAGAAGAGCGGACACUUGGAGACGAGCGGGAGGCGAGAGAACAAUAACAGACGUUGGUUUCCCUCAGUAUUUCCGGUUACACUCGCCUGGAGAUCGCCGGAAGCGCAACUGUGGCCUGUGGGGCUGAGAACUCUGCACAAAACGUCUCACUUGUUGACUUUACCGACACGGGGCGCAUUUAUGUCGCUUACUGUCUGCCUAUGGGAACAAUAUGGCGCCUUGGACUUCUAAUAUGUGUUACUGUCUCUUCCUGGUCGCUCUGCCUUCAGAAGGACGUGCCGAAUAGUUGGUACCGCCUCUUUGUUCUAUAUAUCCAGUCACUGUCGAUUGCCGUGCGGUAGAACGUACUCACAUCAGAUCUCCGGUGUGUAUUGUUGUGUGACCGACAUAUAACGCUGGUCUGUGAGGCAAUUAUCUGAGGAUCUUUCUAACAAUGUCCGGACUGAUUACUGUAGUUUCCCUGGUUUUGUUUGUUCCCUCAGCCGAGGCGCUCAAGCUUCAGGUGGCCGUUUCUUCAGAACUCCGUCUCUGUGGAUUGACAUGUGAGAGAGACGGCAUUUACACACUGGACAGAGAGCCCCAUGUUGGUAUCUUGGAAUACGCUUGUCGAGACAAAUCGAAGAAUUUCAAUAGAGCGUACGAGAGCAGGACACUCCUGGAUGAAUCCUCUGGCUGCUGCAUUAUUAGAAAUGCCCAAAAAUCUGACACUGGUAACUACUUACUGGAAUUCCACGAAUAUGGAAAAAUAAUGCAGCGGGUCUAUAUCACAACAUGUGUGAUAAUGGACCCAGUCUCUGUGUCCAACAUCUCUACCAACCGCAGCGGAGAAACUGUGAGUGUGAGUGUUUCCUACAGUGGAGAGGAGGCCACAGUUCUGUGGACGUGGAAUGGAGGAGCCCUGCCUGAGAGACAUCAGCUGAGUGACAGUAACAAGACUCUCACUGUACCCAGUACUGACACUGGCACAUUCACUGUCCUUGUCUCCAACCCAGUCAGUCUCACCAGCGCUCACUAUAACCUCACACUCCCAGAGAGAGAACUGCGCUCCCGGACAGAAGAAAAGAACAGGAUCCGUUUCGUAGCACCAGUUGCCUUUGUUUUUGUUGGAUUUUUAUUUAUUUUUUUGCUAUUAAAGGAGAAGGAAUAGCAUUUUCUACUUGAGGGUUCCAAAAUUUAGGCACAUACAAGUCACUACUUUUACUUGGCUCACACCCCGGGCUGGUGCUCCUAUCGGCAGAAACCCACACAAUCUCGGGGUUAUUCCAGCGAACACAAUGGAACGAUCCUCUCCCUGUUAUAUACAACAGCAUUUGCUAUAUAUAUAUUUAUAUAUAUAGAUAGAUAGAUAGAUAGAUAGAUAGAUAGA